This is a messenger RNA of Mycena indigotica, 576 nucleotides long. Its product is annotated as CCHC-type domain-containing protein. Gene Ontology annotation, biological process: proteolysis. Lineage: Eukaryota; Fungi; Basidiomycota; Agaricomycetes; Agaricales; Mycenaceae. Gene Ontology annotation, molecular function: aspartic-type endopeptidase activity. The record is from RefSeq and is a predicted model, not a curated record. The transcript is spliced from 2 exons. Bases 1 to 576 code for a protein of 191 amino acids.
AUGGAAGUCUCGAAAGAUGUGCGAUCAGAAUUUACUGACCUGAUACGGGUGCGCAACCCCAAAGCCGUCCUCAUUGGUGCGCGGAAGACAGCCAUGAUUGGGAGCUUUGCGUGGCCCAGAAUGGACGGUGUGUUGAUUAAAGUGGAGAUGGUGUCCGGAAAUUCGAUUAUUACCGCCAUUGUCGAUACGGGGUCACAAUUGAAUGUCGCGCGAGGCGAAAUUGCACGAAGGAAGAUCCCGCAAGUAGUUGACACUACUUGUGUCAUUAACAUGAAUGAUGCUAAUGGCGGAUCGGGUCAGUUGCGAGGGAUGAUACGAAACGCGGAACUUGCCUGUGGAGGAUUGAAGACCAAGGCGGAUCUGUGGGUCUCGGAGCAAGCCCCAUUCGACUUGCUGCUCGGUCGUCCCUGGCAGCGACAGAACAAGGUGAGUAUUGACGAGCGAAGGGAAGGGACCUACCUGGUCUUCAAGGACCCCAUUACGGACCGCCCACGAUUUGAGCUGCUGGCGGCAGUCGCAGAAGACGAUGCUGAUGAGCCCGCCAUACACUACCAGUCGCUGGCGGGAUUCGGCUGA